GUCGAAUUCAAUCAGACAGAUAAAUCGGAAUCCAACCGGACUGAUAUUGAGGCUCUGAUGCGGUUGCUACUGACCACAGUCUCAGAUCCGACCGACAAGCGCAAGAAGGUUGCUCAUCAGUAUUUCCUAUUCGCCGUGGAUCAUUGUUUCGCGGUGACUGGCCAGGGUACAGUCAUGACCGGAACCGUUCUGGCCGGGACUACACGAGUUGGUGACGUGAGUUUAUCCCCUUUGUCUAGUUUCUUUUUUUCGCGAAAACACUUUUUGUCACCCUUAGGUGAUCGUUUAGUCGAUUAA
Messenger RNA from Echinostoma caproni, 297 nucleotides. The record is from the annotation of a GenBank genome assembly. Lineage: Eukaryota; Metazoa; Platyhelminthes; Trematoda; Plagiorchiida; Echinostomatidae.